Molecule: messenger RNA, 1331 nt
Organism: Drosophila ananassae
Lineage: Eukaryota; Metazoa; Arthropoda; Insecta; Diptera; Drosophilidae
Product: serine protease inhibitor 42Dd
Molecular function (GO): serine-type endopeptidase inhibitor activity
Source: RefSeq, a predicted model, not a curated record
UCAACAAGAACUAAUGAACCUCAAAGUAUAAUUCAGUCAGAUUCAGAAUGUCAGGUUGGAAAGCCAAGUUAACGUUGUCACUUGUAGUCCAGAGUUUGAUUUUGGGUCUGGCCAUGGCGAACACGAACGGUGACUCCAAGUUCUCCUCGAAGCUCUAUGGUCCUUUGGCCAAGUCCAACGUCAACAGAAACAUCGUAUUUUCUCCUGCCUCCAUUAGGACUGGACUGACGUUGGCUUACCUGGGUGCCGAGGGCAGUACUGCCGGCGAACUGAAGGACGGACUGGGCCUGGAGGGGGCAGACAAAAUCGAGGUGGCCCAGCAGGUGGCCAAGGCCCUGAAAAGGGACAUACCGUCGUCGGGGGAAACCGAAGACGAGGCCCAGUUGAAGGUUGCCAAUCGGAUUUAUGUGGCACAGAAAUUCCAACUGGCCCAAGCCUAUCAGGAUUUGGUGAGCGGAAAUUUUGCAGCCGUUGCCGAAAAUCUGAACUUUAGUCGGAGUUCUGAGGCGGCCCGGAGCAUCAACUCCUGGGUGGAGGAGCAGACCCAUCAACAAAUCAAGGACCUCAUCAGUCCGGACUCCCUCGAUGAUGAUACGGCGGCCAUUCUGGUGAAUGCCAUUUAUUUCAAGGCCGACUGGCAGAACAGUUUCCCCGAUUACUCCACGUAUGCCAGGGACUUUGUCAACCACGGAGGUCAGCGGGUCAGCGUGGACACCAUGUCACAAUCGGAUUACUUCAGCUACGGUGAACUAUCGGAGUUGGGGGCCAAGGUCCUGGAGUUGCCCUACUUCGGCACAGACAUUGUGUUCCUGGUGAUUUUGCCCCAGGAGGAGCAAGGAUUAGCCUCCCUGGAGGAGAAACUCAACGGCCUGGACUUGAAGGAUGUGCGCUCCCGUCAGCAACUGCCCAAGUUUAAAUUUGAGUUUGAUGUGCCCCUGCAACCAGUUUUGGAAAAGUUGGGAAUCAAGCAACUUUUUGGACCUCAGGCUGACUUCAGCGCACUGCUGAGUGCUCCGACGCCCCUUCACAUCUCGGAGGUGAAGCACAAGGCUGUCAUCGAGGUGAACGAGAAGGGAACCACGGCCAGUGGGGCUACCUUUGUCAAGGCCGAGCUGGAGUCCCUGGUUAUUGGCGAGCAGACUGUCGAGUUCGUAGCGGAUCAUCCCUUCGCCUUCGCCAUCGUAGGCAAGGAGAGCACCUUGUUCCUGGGCCAUGUCAGUCAGCUAUGAGUACGAGUGCGAUUAGUUUUAGCUGUAAAUCCUCGGAAACUCAAUAUCCGAGCACCCAAUAAAUGCCAAUCUUCGAUGUCAAGUGCAGGGACUCGAACAGAA